CGCGCGGAGGUGAGCUUUGGAGUGCAUCUUCCUUGUGUUCUCCAGCCACAGUUCUACACCGUGACCUCCCUAUUCCCCACUUUGUGCCUGUCACACACACGCUCGCUCGGGACCCCAGCAUACCAUUGUUGAAGAAAAAUGAUGGAAGAAAGUGGAAUAGAGACAACACCGCCUGGGACUCCUCCACCGAAUCCUGCAGGACUGGCUGCUGCCACCAUGUCUUCUACCCCUGUUCCUAUAGCUGCAUCCAGUUCUUUUUCUUCUCCUAAUGUGUCUGUGGUGGACUCCUUGCCACCACAAGUCUAUCCUACUCCUCCACCAGCCCAUCCUCCAGUGCAGCCUGCAGCACCACUACCUUUUGUGCCUCCUGCACCAACUCCGUCGGUUCCACCACUUGGUACUUCUGGGCCACCUGCUGUUUCUCCAUCAAUUGCUGCUGCCUUCACCAGUCCUCCUUUAUCCCACUUUCCACCUUCAACUUCUGCCCCAAGUGCUCUCUUACCUGCACCCGCUUCUGGUCCUCCUAUAUCAGGAUUUUCUGUUGGUACAACUUAUGAUAUUACAAGGGGACAUGCAGGAAGAGCUCCCCAGACACCUCUGAUGCCCUCAUUUUCUGCACCUCCAGUAACAGGUAUUUUGCCAACUCCUAUUUCUCAGCAAGCUAGUCUGACAUCUCUGGCACCGGGAACUGGAACCACAUCAGCCAUCACUUUCCCAGAGGAACAAGAAGAUCCUAGAAUUAAUAGAGGUCAGGAUGAAGCAUCUGCUGGUGGAAUAUGGGGUUUUAUUAAGGGUGUGGCUGGAAAUCCUAUGGUGAAGUCUGUGCUUGAUAAGACAAAACAUUCAGUAGAAAGCAUGAUUACAACGCUGGACCCUGGCAUGGCUCCAUAUAUUAAAUCUGGAGGUGAGCUGGAUAUUGUGGUGACUUCAAAUAAAGAAGUAAAAGUGGCUGCUGUCAGAGAUGCCUUUCAGGAAGUCUUUGGUUUAGCUGUGGUUGUAGGGGAAGCUGGACAGUCUAAUAUUGCCCCACAACCAGUGGGCUAUGCAGCUGGAUUAAAAGGUGCCCAGGAACGUAUAGACAGUUUGCGACGAACUGGAGUGAUCCAUGAAAAGCAGACUGCUGUGUCUGUAGAACACUUCAUUGCAGAAUUGCUGCCUGACAAGUGGUUUGACAUUGGUUGUUUGAUAGUUGAAGACCCUGUCCAUGGCAUUCACCUAGAAGCUUUCACGCAAGCCACACCGGUGCCUUUGGAAUUUGUACAACAGGCUCAAAGCCUAACUCCCCAGGACUAUAAUCUGAGGUGGUCAGGCCUUUUGGUGACAGUGGGCGAAGUUCUGGAAAAAAGUUUACUGAAUGUCAGUCGGACUGAUUGGCACAUGGCUUUUACUGGCAUGUCUCGUCGACAGAUGAUCUACAGUGCUGCCAAAGCAAUUGCAGGCAUGUAUAAACAGCGCCUGCCCCUUAGGACCAUGUGAGGGAAGACCUGUCUAGGAUACUGAGACUUUCUUCACUUUUAGCUUGAUGUCGUUAUACCUUCUUGAAUAGCUUCAAUGAAUUUAACAGUUUUGUAAUUUUCCUGUAGGCUGUAAUUUUUUUUUUCUAGAGAGGCAUGUUAUCAUUCCAAUAGAAGAAAAAAAAUAGAUCCUUUUUAUAAUCAUAUAAUUAUACAUAUAGUUCUCAGAAAAAAUAUACAAGUAUAUUUAUAACACAGUUUAAUAUACCAAAUUUAUAUAGUGGAAAUUCAUGUGCAAAGACAUUUAAUUUAAAGAUGUGUACUUGAUUGUUUUGUUUUUAAAGAAGACAUAGUUAAUUAAGGAACAUGUCUAUUGAAUAUUCUUUAAAA
Messenger RNA from Urocitellus parryii (Arctic ground squirrel), 1844 nucleotides. It is a transcript of the gene Prrc1, whose product is annotated as proline rich coiled-coil 1. Gene Ontology annotation, cellular component: cytoplasm. Gene Ontology annotation, biological process: activation of protein kinase A activity. Lineage: Eukaryota; Metazoa; Chordata; Mammalia; Rodentia; Sciuridae. Gene Ontology annotation, molecular function: protein kinase A regulatory subunit binding. The record is from RefSeq and is a predicted model, not a curated record.